AUGGCAUUUCCUGUUCGAAAUGGAGUAAAACCAGACUCUGCUUCUUUUGUUCCUUGGCGGUGCCCUCUGGAGACAGCGGCAGAGGGAGGAGAGCAGCGCAUGAGCCUGGAGUGCCACCUGAUGGCACGGGAGGCAAAGCGCCAGUUUUCUUCACCUGUCCUAGUCAGGGCUGAUACUUCUGGGACUGCUGUGGACAUCCUGAAGCAGGGGAUCAGCAGGAAGCACCAGCAGCUGGAGGAGAAGGAGCUCCUGGGGGUAAAUAAGUAUUUCAAAUGCAGUGAGUUUGCUAAAAAGGAAGAGAAGAUCUGCCUCCAGAGAUGUGGCUACAAGGUACAGCAGCAAGAGGAGGAGGAGAAACCACUGGCUGCAUCAAAUCCAGUGCUGGAACGUGAAGUAGCAGAGGACAAGUUACCAAUGACUCUUUCCAGACAGAAGGUUAUAAGGAGGUUACAAGAGAUUACCAGGCUGUUUGGAGAAACUGAUUAUGAUGCAUUUCAACGUAUGAGUAAGACAGAAAUUCUUGCACCUGAAGCAAAUAAGGGCCUGAGAAAUGACUUGAAGGCUGCUUUGAAUAAGAUUGAUCAGCAGUGUCUGAACAAAAUUGUAGGUGGCCAAGAAGCAGGAGGUGUUAACUCCCAGACUGACCUGAAAGUCCAUGAGGAUACUACAACUGAAGAACUAGAAGCUCUGGGAGAAUCUUUAGGAUGGGGUGAUGAUCACUAUCAUAUGGAUAUCGUAACAAAGUUCCUGAAGUUGCCUGUAGGAGUUUGGGCCAAGGAGCUGAAUGCCACAGAGGACUGUGUGAAAUGGGGAGUGCAGGGGAAGCUCAACAGCACCGCUCAGAAACAUUCCUACUUGAGGCCACUCUUCAGGACACUCCGCAAAAGGACACUUCCUGCAGACAUCAAAGAUUUCCCAUAUGUGGAAAUUAUUAAAUUCAUGUUGCAAAGAGAACAUGUGAAGGAAAAUGCCUAUCUCCAAAUGAUCAUUGGAAAUGCUCCCUGGCCUAUCGGUGUCAGCGUGGUUGGCAUCCAUGCACAGAUGAAGCAGGAAAAGAUUUUCUCCAAGCACAUGGCCCAUGUACUCCAUGCCAAAUCUCAAAGGGAAUACAUACAGGGGCUUAAGAGGCUCAUGACCAUUUGCCAGAAGCACUUCCCAACAGACCCAUCAGUGUGUGGAGUACAAUGUUCUAAAAAGGAAUCCAAGACCAAAUCAGGCCACACAGGGACUGAUGGGGAGGUGGCAGGACCUUCACACCCAUCAGAAGAGCCAGAGCCAGAAAUCAUCACUCGGUCUCUGUCCCUGGGUGAGCUGUGUGACCUGCAGAGAGGGUUCAUUUGCCAGGCAAAGGAGCCCAUCCUGACCUGGCUGCUUCGCAUCUGGGACACCACAGCCAGUGACACCAUUCUGGACAGAAGCAAGGCCAGGCAACUGGGAUCCCUGUCCUGGGAUGUGGUCAUUGGCCAGGGGGUCAGGAAAACACAGGAAACUCAGCCUCUGGCAGCAACUGCUGACAAGUGUAAGAAGGAUCUUUCUAAGAAGGACCUCCAGGUGCACCAAGGAUAG
This is a messenger RNA of Poecile atricapillus (Black-capped chickadee), 1566 nucleotides long. Its product is annotated as pre-mRNA-splicing factor 18-like. The record is from RefSeq and is a predicted model, not a curated record. Lineage: Eukaryota; Metazoa; Chordata; Aves; Passeriformes; Paridae. Gene Ontology annotation, cellular component: U2-type post-spliceosomal complex; U4/U6 x U5 tri-snRNP complex; U5 snRNP. Gene Ontology annotation, biological process: RNA splicing; generation of catalytic spliceosome for second transesterification step.